CAAAUGGCGGAUGACGCCGGUGCUGCGGGAGGGCCCGGAGGCCCAGGAGGGCCCGGAAUGGGAAGCCGCGGCGGCUUCCGCGGAGGUUUCGGCACUGGUCUCCGAGGCCGCGGGCGCGGGCGUGGACGCGGUCGUGGACGGGGCCGCGGGGCUCGAGGAGGAAAGGCCGAAGACAAGGAGUGGAUCCCCGUAACCAAGCUGGGCCGCUUGGUCAAGGACAUGAAGAUCAAGUCCCUGGAGGAGAUCUACCUCUUCUCCUUGCCCAUCAAGGAGUCGGAGAUCAUCGACUUCUUCCUGGGGACAGCCCUCAAAGACGAGGUUCUGAAGAUCAUGCCCGUGCAGAAGCAGACUCGGGCUGGCCAGCGAACCCGGUUCAAGGCCUUCGUUGCCAUCGGGGAUUACAACGGACACGUUGGCCUGGGGGUCAAGUGUUCCAAGGAGGUGGCCACAGCCAUCCGUGGCGCCAUCAUCCUGGCCAAGCUCUCCAUCGUCCCAGUGCGGCGAGGCUACUGGGGGAACAAGAUCGGCAAGCCUCACACUGUCCCCUGCAAGGUGACAGGCCGCUGUGGCUCUGUGCUGGUGCGUCUCAUCCCCGCGCCCAGGGGCACUGGCAUUGUCUCAGCACCUGUGCCCAAGAAGCUCCUGAUGAUGGCGGGGAUUGAUGACUGCUAUACCUCAGCCCGGGGCUGCACUGCCACUCUGGGUAACUUUGCUAAGGCCACAUUUGAUGCCAUCUCCAAGACAUACAGCUAUCUUACUCCAGAUCUCUGGAAGGAGACAGUGUUUGCCAAGUCUCCUUACCAGGAGUUCACAGACCACCUUGUGAAGACCCACACCCGAGUCUCUGUGCAGAGGACCCAGGCUCCAGCUCUGGCCACCACAUAAUUUUCUACAUGGCAAAUAAAGUGACUUAAGCCAGUUGA
Molecule: messenger RNA, 923 nt
Organism: Suncus etruscus (white-toothed pygmy shrew)
Lineage: Eukaryota; Metazoa; Chordata; Mammalia; Eulipotyphla; Soricidae
Gene: RPS2
Product: ribosomal protein S2
Exons: 7
Coding region: 4-885 (293 amino acids)
Biological process (GO): translation
Cellular component (GO): cytosolic small ribosomal subunit; ribosome
Molecular function (GO): RNA binding; structural constituent of ribosome
Source: RefSeq, a predicted model, not a curated record